Diutina rugosa is the source of this 732-nucleotide messenger RNA. RefSeq names its product Pcl1p (gene PCL1). The transcript has a single exon. Gene Ontology annotation, molecular function: protein kinase binding; cyclin-dependent protein serine/threonine kinase regulator activity. Gene Ontology annotation, cellular component: nucleus; cyclin-dependent protein kinase holoenzyme complex. Bases 1 to 732 code for a protein of 243 amino acids. Gene Ontology annotation, biological process: regulation of cyclin-dependent protein serine/threonine kinase activity. The record is from RefSeq and is a predicted model, not a curated record. Lineage: Eukaryota; Fungi; Ascomycota; Pichiomycetes; Serinales; Debaryomycetaceae.
AUGUCCGUCGACCACCAAGCUCUUGAGUUGUUUUUGCAACAACCAGUCAAUAGAGACAUGGUUCACAAACUCGUCGUGGCUACCCUCCAAAUUUUACCUUGCAAGAACACUAAAUCGGUACAACCCGACGGCCAACCGUUGCCCCUGUUGAUGACCUUUUUGACCCGUUUGGUGAAAUAUACCAACAUCUACACCGGUACCUUAAUGACGACUCUUGUGUAUUUGCAGCGACUCAAAGCUCGUCUUCCAGCCAAUGCACAGGGUUUACCGUGCACUCGUCAUCGCAUCUUACUCCUGUGCAUCAUUGUGGCCUCGAAGUUUCAUAACGAUUCCCUGCCCAAAAACUGUCACUGGGCUCACUACACCGACGGCCUUUUCUCCUCUGCCGACGUUAACUUGAUGGAACGUCAGCUCUACUGUUUAUUAAACUGGGACUUGCGCGUGUCGUCAGAACAAUUGAUUGUGGAACUCGAGCUGUUCUUAGCUCCAAUCCGCGUGCACUUAUCAGUCGCUCAAGACGAUUGUUACGACUUGCUGUCGCCCCUGCUGGUACUGCUGCUGCGGUCGCCUUCACCCAUGUCCCUGCCGACUGGCAUUUACAGACAUGGUCUGGUGUCUCUGGUACUGCUGAUCGAGGUGGAUGUCGAUCCCCUCAUUGAAAUAACAGCAUUGAAGGAGGAGCAUCAACUUCAGCAGUUGUUGAACAGCUUGAAAACUAGCUACAAUGACUAG